CGAGCUAUUCCCGAGCACGAGCCACUAAGGCACGUAACAACAACCAAGCACACUACAUAGAGACGUUCCACCGCAACAGACAGUACCUCGACAUCUUGCGAGCCCCGCAACAUCGACACAGAUACGAUACAACACCGCAGCAACAUUGCAAGACUCAAGGAGGAAGCUGUUCAAAAUGGAAGAUUCGAAGCCCUUCAUCUUCUACGACAUCGCUUCGUCACAUGAGCCACGCUCUUUCGCGCCGAACCCCUCCAAAAGUCGCUUCGCACUGUCCUUCAAGCGGGUGCCAUUCAAGACAGCUUUUUUUGACCUUCCAGAUAUUCCCAAUGUCCGCCAGGGUCUUGAGUGCCCAGCCACGCGUAAAUUUCAUGACGGCUCCGACUACUUCACCCUGCCUAUGCUGCAAGACCCCUCAGGCAAGAUGAUCGGUGACAGUUUCGAUAUUGCCAAUUAUCUUGAGGACACGUUCCCCACUUCAGGCGGCCAGCUCUUCCCAUCAAAUUCAACUCGCACUGGGCUUGACUAUGAGAGCCCUCAGAAGGAUCAGACAAUACUCAUACCUUUGACUACCAACGAAGGCGCAAAGAACGAGGACUAUGCUCGCUUCAAUUGGCAUGUUGAUGCGACAUUCACCGCACAUGUGGGACUUGUCGCGUACUAUAUGCCUUUCAAGCCUGAAGUGGAAGAGGUCACGAGGGCAAUCUUCCUCAAGCGCGCAAAUCUGGAUUCCUGGGAACAGUUCUCCAUCCAGGGCGAAGCGAGAGAACAAAUCCAAGCGUCAUUCAAGGAGUCGCUUACCUCCUUGGCUCAGCUGUACACAGUGCACGAAGACGGUCCAUACCUCGAGGGCAAGGAGGCCAACUAUGCUGAUAUAAUCGUGGGAGGUUGGCUAAACAUGCUCUUUGAAUGCAUGCCAGCAGACGAAUGGAAAGAUUUCAAAACGUGGCAUGGGGGGGUGUUUGCUCGACUGCUUGAUGCAUUGCACGAGAGCCACUAUGUGUGCAAGUAGAGCCCCAGAAAGUUCGAUGACUGAGUUGCGAAUUCUUCUUUCCAUUCAGUUUACAACAAGGCGAGUUAGCAAUGAUGGGCCAUGGUUUGACGGACAG
Molecule: messenger RNA, 1106 nt
Organism: Boeremia exigua
Lineage: Eukaryota; Fungi; Ascomycota; Dothideomycetes; Pleosporales; Didymellaceae
Exons: 3
Coding region: 176-1009 (277 amino acids)
Source: RefSeq, a predicted model, not a curated record